Messenger RNA from Anas platyrhynchos (mallard), 1458 nucleotides. The record is from RefSeq and is a predicted model, not a curated record. NCBI's taxonomy places the organism in Eukaryota, Metazoa, Chordata, Aves, Anseriformes, Anatidae.
AUGCGCUCGGAGGAGCGCACGGCAAACCCCAUAACCAGCGCUAACCCACAGGGCGCGGGGCAGGGGAAGGCGCCCCCCAAGAUGAGCUCGUCCUCGCUGCUGGCCGAGCCCCCCCUGGAGCCCCCGGUGCUGCUGGCCGACAUCAAGACGGAGCCCCCCGAGGAGCUGCUGGCCCCCGACUGCGGGCAGCCGCAGGCCGAGCCCGUCGACCUCUCCCUCAACAAGGCCAAGGCCCCGCCGCCGCCCCCGUGCCCGCCGCGCAGCCCCGCCCCCACCCCCACCGCCCCCCACCUCCCCCUGCGGUGCACUCGUCCCCUCUGCUUGGUGGCUCCCCCCGUCCCCACCGCCGCCCCCAGCGUCUCCAUCGCGUCCCCGGCGCUGGGCUCGGCCGCCUCGGCCAUCCCGGCCGUGCUGUCGCCCGGUUCCAUCCUGGCGUCGUCGCAGGGCAGCGGCGCACAGAUCCUGCACGUCAUCCACACCACUCCCUCGGACCUGCCCAGCAAGAUGGGCAACCUGCAGACCAUCCCGCUGGUGGUGCAGUCCCUCCCCGUCGUCUACACCACCAUGCCGGCCGACGGCGUCACCGCCAUCACCGUGCCGCUCAUCGGGGGAGACGGCAAAAACACCGGCUCCGUGAAAAUCGACCCUGGCGCCAUGUUCCCCAUGGACAUGCCGAAGCGACAGCGAGGACAGCGCCUCGGAGAGCGGCCCCGCGCCCUUCCAGGACCUGCAGCGCGAGGCUGCCACCACCCCGCGCCUGCCCCGCGCCGAGUCCCCCGACCUGAAGAAGCGGCGGAUCCACCAGUGCGACUUCGAGGGCUGCAACAAGGUGUACACCAAGAGCUCCCACCUCAAACCCACCGGAGGAUACACACGGGUGAGAAGCCCUACAAGUGCACCUGGGAGGGCUGCACCUGGAAGUUCGCCCGCUCGGACGAGCUGACCCGGCAUUUCCGCAAGCACACGGGCAUCAAGCCCUUCCGCUGCUCGGACUGCGACCGCAGCUUCUCCCGCUCUGACCACCUGGCCCUGCACCGCCGGCGGCACAUCAUGAUGUGAGAGGAGCGAGGCGACCGGGGGGGGCACGGCGGUGGGCUCACAGCCCGGGACUGCAGGGAGCGAGGCCCCAGCACCAGCGCGGGACGGCCUCCGGAGCAUCCUCCUCGUCCUCAUCCUCCUCUGGGUCUCUCCUCCCCGCCGGCAGCACCUGGAGGCUCCUCCUGGGCUCCUCUUGGCUCUUGGCGGCCUCCUGCCCAUCCUCUGCGCUCGCCUUCCCCGUGGACGUGGCGAGGAUCGAGGUGGGGAGGUCUCCACUCUGCCUCCUUCAACCUGGGAAAGCCGCCUGAGCCUCCUUCCCCGCCUCGCCCAGAGCCCCUCUCCGUGUGUCGCCUCUUCCCGAACCCCCCUUGGCCCGUACCGGGUUCCCCAGGACUUGCUGGGGGCGAAGAAAGAAAAAAA